Pectinophora gossypiella (pink bollworm) is the source of this 2942-nucleotide messenger RNA. It is a transcript of the gene Efr, whose product is annotated as UDP-xylose and UDP-N-acetylglucosamine transporter. Gene Ontology annotation, cellular component: endoplasmic reticulum membrane; Golgi membrane. Gene Ontology annotation, biological process: transmembrane transport. The coding region runs from base 133 to 1149 and encodes 338 amino acids. The transcript has 2 exons. The record is from RefSeq and is a predicted model, not a curated record. Gene Ontology annotation, molecular function: UDP-xylose transmembrane transporter activity; UDP-N-acetylglucosamine transmembrane transporter activity. Lineage: Eukaryota; Metazoa; Arthropoda; Insecta; Lepidoptera; Gelechiidae.
CAAUCGCCACACGCACACAAGUCCAGGCCGCCACGGCUGUCAAACGCGUUCUUGAUGUCAAUAAUGUGUUUUUUGUGAUAUUUAUUGUUAUUUUUGUCGUAUUGUGAACGAGAAGUGAUAAAAACAUUCAAAAUGAAUUUGAUGGCGGUUUUGGGUAUUACUAUGGUGUUCGUGGGGUGUUGUUCCAAUGUCGUGUUUUUGGAACUCGUCGUCAAAGAGGACCCUGGUGCGGGGAACUUAGCGACAUUUCUUCAGUUCUUAUUCAUAGCCACGACGGGCUUUUGUACUGUCGGAAAGUUCGGAACAGCUAAAAGAAACAUACCUUUUAAGCAGUAUUUACUACUAGUUGGAUUCUUUUGGACUAGCAGUGUCGCUAACAACUACGCAUUCGACUUCAACAUCUCUAUGCCGCUACAUAUGAUAUUCCGAGCCGGAUCCCUCAUGGCAAAUAUGGCAAUGGGUGUUUGGAUAUUGAAAAAACGCUACACAUUCUUGAAAUACUUGGCAGUUUUCAUGAUCUCUGCUGGCAUAGCGAUCUGUACUAUCGUGUCCAGUGGAGACGUGAAGGCACCAAGGGAAACAAGUGAAGACGCGGCAGAGGAAGAAAGACUUAAGUUCAUAGAUUGGCUAUGGUGGUGCUUAGGCAUUGCCAUACUCACCUUCGCCCUAUUUGUCUCGGCAAGAAUGGGAAUCUUCCAAGAAUCGCUUUACGCUAAACAUGGCAAAUAUCCUUGGGAAGCCUUGUACUACACUCACUUGUUACCACUAGUGUUUUGGCUGCCAACGACACCAAACUUAUUAAGCCAUAUAAAAUUAGCUACAGAAACACCCGUAGUUGAGUUCUUAGGCAUAACGUUCCCAAGACAAGUGCUAUGGUUAAUACUGUACGUAUUGACACAAGGGUUGUGCAUUAGUGCUGUGUACGUUCUCACAACCGAGUGUGCUUCUUUGACAGUCACUUUGACCGUCACUUUAAGAAAAUUCGUGUCACUUUUAUUCUCAAUUGUGUACUUUAGAAAUCCUUUCACAAUGGGACAUUGGAUAGGAACGCUUUUAGUGUUCAUUGGCACGCUAAUAUUUACGGAAUUAUUACAGAAGUUUGUUUGCCUAUUCUUGCCUAAAGCGGAGGAGAAGAAGAAGGUUCAGUAGGAAAAUUAGUUUAUUUUUUAAUAUUCAAUAGCACAAUUUUUAAUCAGUACUAUGUUUUAUCAAUAAAAUAAUAUCUAAUAGAUAAAAAUGAUCAUCGCACUAUGAAAUCAGCUAUGUCAUUAAAUACAUAAAUAUUGAGACUAUUUCAAGGUCCUAUACAAGAUAAAUAAAAAAUAGAGUAAAGAUAUUUUACUUAAGUAUUAAAAUGCCAUUUAUUUUUAUCAUGUAUUUUUAUCAAAAUAGACGCAAGUAUGCUUGAGCCUUGAUUGAAGUGAAGUUCUGCAAUUUCAUAAAUCACUUUGUGCACAUAAAUUAAGUAUGUAUUGUUGCUUGUAAUAAAAGCUAAAAGUAAGUGCCUGUAAAUAAAGCAAGCUGAGAGUGAGUAGAGUCGAACUAUGUCGGAAAUGUGGACAAAACAUUACCCUACAAGAUUCGUGGUAUAAAGAAGUAACUAGACUUGCACCAUAUUCGUUGAGAAAUAUUUAGAAUAAAUAUUACGUGGUGUUAUUAUAACUUUAUUAUAAGGGGCAUGAAUAUACAAACUAAAUAUUUAUGUUACUAGUAGAGUUGUGUUCUUAUUUAUUUUUUAGGGCGGAAAAGUAUUCUUAUAAAUGUCACAGAACUUCAUUAUUUUUGCAAUUAUUUCUUUAUAUUACUGAUAACUUUCUGAAAUUGUAUGUAUUUGUGUAUGAUCGAUUUAAUGGUAGGAACUGUAAACCUACAUAGUGUGUAAGUGCACUUGUGGCUUUCUUCCACGGUUCGAAAUACUGCUCAAUAAAUAAUGACAAAUGCGCUUAAUUAACGUUUUGCGGUAGAUCUCAUGUCCACUUAAACUGUCAUUCCUCAUUUUAAACAUCUACUUAUAAGUAUAAUGAAAUGAAUUUGGUUAGGUAUCCUGAACACGUUUUCGAAAUCCGGUUCAAACCCAGUUUUAUUGAAGAGUGAAUAGUAGUUUAAAUAAUUCAAUUUUAUAAGGAAUUUGAACAAAUUGUGACAUAAACACUUAGUUAUUUUCUGUAGUUAAGGAAUGUUGCGUGAAGGCAUGUUUACCUUUGGUUAUAAUAAUUAUUGUUACCUACCUGUAUUAUUUGACUGACACGAAAAAUACUAUGCAAUAAGUACUUUAAAACUUGUUACUUCUUUUUUUAUUUAACUGAAGUAUUGUUUGGAGUACAAAAAUCUACACAUCAACUGUACUUUGUGGUAUCAAGUGAAAUUUGAAGUCGAAAAAUUCACGUUUUCUUUUUGUAUUUCUUUUUUUUUAAUUCUAUACUUUUGCGAUGAAAAAUUCCACUUGAUAUUAACUCAGAAUAAUGAGCUAAAUCAUCCCCCUCAGUAUUCGUUACGAUGCCGCUUACACUCCGUACCAGUACGUAUGGGCGUUAGUAAUCUAUCAGAGCAUGAUUCUGAGUUGAUAUCAAGUAGAAUUUCCUGUCGAAAAAUUCAUGAAAAUAUUAUUGUUUUUCCAUACUUUUGCGACGGAAAAUUUCACUUGAUACCACUCAGAAUCAUGAUGUGAUGCCUCAAAGUUAUCGUUACGAUGUCACUAACACCCUGUAUGUCAACUAUGUAAGUAUAAUUAUGUUACGUUUAUAUACCUACCUAAUUAAUUUUGUUUUUAUUUAAUUAUUGUUAUUAUUCCUAGACAGAAAUUAUUAAUUUUAAAUAAUUUACUGAUGUAUAUACUUACUUUACUAAUUUACGGUACAAAAUGGUUGUUGCAAAUUGAAAUAAUAAAUAAAUUUUAAGAUAAUGACAAAAAAUAAUGAAAUAAAUUUUGAGAUUGUGUUUAA